AUGGGGUCAAUUCCAGACAGAAAAAUCACCAUCUCCAUCGACCGUGGUGGCACAUUCACAGACGUGCACGCCAUCGUCCCCGGCAGAUCCGACAUUGUCCUCAAGCUCCUAUCAGUCGACCCUGCCAACUACAAGGAUGCUCCAACCGAGGGUAUCCGAAGGGUUCUUGAGGCCGCCACGGGUGCAUCUCUGCCCCGGGGCCAGCCGCUGCGGCUAGACAAUAUUGAGUGUCUACGCAUGGGCACUACGGUUGCCACCAACGCUCUACUUGAGCGCAAGGGCAUGAAGUCGGCCCUCCUGACCACCAGGGGCUUCAAGGACCUCCUGCGCAUCGGCAACCAGGCCCGCCCGGAUAUCUUUGACCUCUCCGCCAGGCGACCCGAUGUCUUGUUCGAGACCGUGGUCGAGGUGGAUGAGCGCAUUAUCCCGUCCCAUCCCCGCUCGUCCCGGGAGGCCCUGUCAACCCUGCGUGAGAUCGACGGCAUCACCGGCGAGAAGUAUCAUGUCGCCCAGGAGCUUGAUACAGAGAGCCUGAUGGCCAACCUGCAGGUCCUCAAGGACCAAGGCUAUGGCUCCAUCGCCGUCGCCCUCAUCAACUCUUUCGCGUGCCCCGACCACGAGCUCAACGUCGGUGACAUAGCCAGUAAGAUGGGCUUCUCGGUGGCGCUCUCAUCGCAGCUACAGCCAAUGAUCAAGGUUGUCCCAAGAGGCAUGUCAGCCACGGCAGAUGCCUACCUCACCCCUGUCAUCAAGUCGUACAUCGACUCAAUCUCAGCCAACUUUGAGGGUGGCCUGGCCGGAUCACAUGGCUGUCGUGUCGAGUUCAUGCAGUCAGAUGGUGGUCUGGUUGACUUUCGCAAGUUCAGUGGCCUCAAGGCCAUCCUUUCGGGCCCUGCUGCCGGUGUUGUUGGCUAUGCCUCGACGAGCUGGGAUGAAGAGGCUCGGGUUCCCAUCAUUGGCUUCGACAUGGGUGGUACCUCAACUGAUGUGUCGCGAUUUGACGGCCACCUCGACCACACCUUUUCCUCUAGCAUCUCGGGUGUGAGCAUCCAGGCCCCGCAGCUUGACAUCAACACGGUCGCUGCUGGUGGUGGGUCCAUCCUAUCUUGGAGGAACGGUCUCUUUAUGGUUGGUCCCGAGUCAGCCUCUGCCCAUCCUGGUCCGGCCUGCUACCGCAAGGGCGGACCUCUGACUGUCACUGAUGCAAACCUGUUCCUUGGCCGUCUCCUCCCUGAGUACUUCCCCAAGAUCUUUGGUCCCAAUGAGGAUCAACCCCUUGACCGCGACAUCACCAAGAAGCUGUUCCAGGAGAUGACGGACAAGAUCAACAUGGAGCAUGGCCAGGCCCAUCUGACCCCAGAGCAGGUGGCUUUGGGCUUCCUUAAGGUUGCGGACGAGUCCAUGACGCGGCCGAUCCGCAACCUGACCGAAGCUCGUGGCUUUGAGACGUCUUCUCAUCACUUGGCCUGCUUCGGUGGUGCUGGUGGUCAGCACGCUUGCAAUGUGGCGGCCUCACUCGGCAUCUCGCGUAUCAUCAUCCACAAGUACUCUUCCAUCCUGUCUGCAUACGGUCUCGCCCUUGCCGAGAUCGUCCAAGAGGCGCAGGAGCCAAUGGCAGCCCAGUACAUCGGCUCUGAGGAGACCAUCGAUCUUAAGCUGCAGGGCCUGAUGGACCGCUCCACUGAGCAACUCGGCACGCAGGGCUUCACCAAGGGCCAGCUCCGUUACGAGAUAUUCCUUAACAUGAGGUAUGAGGGAUCCGACACGAGCCUGAUGAUCCUCAAGCCCGACGACGGUGAUUUCGCCUCGGCUUUUGUCGAGAGGCACCGACGAGAGUUCAACUUUACCUUUGAGCGACCUAUCCUCGUUGAUGACGUCCGUGUUCGGACCAUCGCCUCGGCCAACAAGGCCUCCGAGAAGAGUCCCUUGAAGCAACUCAAAGAAGCCACUAUCAAGGAGGCUCCGGCUCCCUCGCAGUUUACAGAUGUCUACUUCGACUCGGAGUCCGGCUUCAUCAAGACCCCCGUGCAUCGGCUACGGGAGCUGGGCUCUAACGUCAAGCUCCACGGACCUGCCAUCAUCAUCGAUGAAACACAGACCAUCGUUGUGUCCCCCAAUGCUGUCGUCCACGUGCUCGACACCUGUGUUCUCAUCGACCUGGAGUCGGCUCCACGAGAGGCGAGGUACUCUUCGCAGGUCGAUCCCGUCCGACUGUCCAUCUUCGGCCAUCGGUUCAUGUCAGUGGCGGAGCAGAUGGGUAGAACACUCCAGAAGACGGCGGUGUCGACCAACAUCAAAGAGCGUCUCGACUUUUCUUGUGCCCUGUUCUCCCCUGAUGGCGGCCUUGUCGCCAAUGCGCCCCACGUUCCCGUUCAUCUCGGGUCUAUGCAAUUUGCCGUUCGCUAUCAGCAUAAGCGGUGGCUGGGAAAGCUUAAGGACGGCGAUGUUUUAGUCUCAAACCAUCCUGUAUCUGGGGGCACCCAUCUGCCCGAUGUAACGGUUGUGACGCCUGUGUUCAAACAGGGUACUGAUGAGAUCAUCUUCUAUGUCGCCUCCCGUGGUCACCACGCUGACAUCGGCGGAAUCCUUCCCGGAUCCAUGCCUCCCAACUCAACCGAGCUGUGGCAAGAGGGCGCUGCCAUCGAGUCCGAAAAGGUCGUCUCAGACGGUGUCUUCAAUGAGGCCCGCAUGCGGGAGCUCUUCCUAGACAUCCCCUCCAAGUACGAGGGCUGCUCGGGAAGUCGGAACAUCAGCGACAACAUCUCAGAUCUCAAGGCCCAGAUCGCCGCCAACGCACGAGGUAUCGCGCUAAUCCAGAACCUGAUCGACGAGUACGGCCUGGAGACAGUCCAGAUGUACAUGUUUGAGAUUCAGAGGACCGCCGAGCUAGCCGUACGGAAUCUUCUCAAGGAUAUGUACCACCGUUACGGUGGCAAGCCUUUGGAGGCGCUGGACUUCAUGGACGACGGCACACCCAUCAAGCUCAAGAUCACCAUCGAUGAGGAGGGCUCGGCCGUAUUUGACUUUGCCGGUACCGGACCCGAGGUCCGUGGCAAUAUCAACGCCCCUGAGGCCAUCACUAACUCGGCAAUCAUUUAUGCCCUACGGUGCAUGAUCAAGUCCGACAUCCCUCUGAACCAAGGCUGCUUGAGCCCCGUGGACAUCAGGAUCCCCAAGCCCAGCAUCCUUAGCCCGACUGGCGCCGCUGCCGUCGUAGGUGGUAACGUCACAACCAGCCAGCGGGUCACCGACGUGGUACUUAAGGCUCUGCACGCGUGCGCCGCCUCGCAGGGCUGUCUCAACAAUCUGACCUUUGGCAUUGACGGCAAAGUCGACGAGGAGACUGGUGAGUUUGUCCCGGGCUUCGGAUACUACGAGACCAUUGCUGGUGGUGCCGGUGCCGGCGACAACUGGGUUGGAGAGAGCGGCGUGCAUGUUCACAUGACAAACACGCGCAUCACGGACCCCGAGAUUCUAGAGAAGAGGUACCCUUGCAUCCUCCGCCGUUUCGAGCUUCGGGAAGCGACAGGUGGUGAGGGACGUAACCGGGGGGGAGAUGGAGUGGCGAGAGAGAUCGAGUUCCUGGCUCCCGUACAGUGCUCCAUCCUCUCGGAGCGGCGUGUGCAUCGGCCCUACGGCAUGGAAGGCGGAGAGGCAGGCGCUGCUGGCCUGAACCUUUGGCUCACGACGGAUAAGUAUACCGGUCUGGCCCGGAAGGUCAACAUGGGUGGGAAGGGCAGCGUGCCUAUGAAGGUUGGAGAUAGGGUUGUUAUCAUGACGCCUGGUGGCGGCGGCUAUGGAACCAAGUAG
This is a messenger RNA of Fusarium falciforme, 3810 nucleotides long. RefSeq lists its product as hypothetical. Bases 1 to 3810 code for a protein of 1269 amino acids. Gene Ontology annotation, molecular function: 5-oxoprolinase (ATP-hydrolyzing) activity. Gene Ontology annotation, cellular component: cytosol. NCBI's taxonomy places the organism in Eukaryota, Fungi, Ascomycota, Sordariomycetes, Hypocreales, Nectriaceae. The record is from RefSeq and is a predicted model, not a curated record. The transcript has 2 exons. Gene Ontology annotation, biological process: glutathione metabolic process.